Symbiodinium pilosum is the source of this 333-nucleotide messenger RNA. The record is from the annotation of a GenBank genome assembly. Lineage: Eukaryota; Dinophyceae; Suessiales; Symbiodiniaceae.
AUGCUCUGCUCCGAGAUUGUGGGCCGUGCCAAGUGCAUUGUGCCAGAAGCGGUCUUUCGGGAAAGAUAUUUGGUUGAUUCGCUUGCGCAAAGCGGUAGAUCUACAAGCCGCCGGUACCAUGAGCAGUUGCUUCAAUAUCAUUAUCUCUUGUCUGACCAGUACAUCGCUCACACACACGGUCUGCCUGACUGGAUCGCCUGGUUCGAUGCAGACGUUGUGCUGCACACGCACCAGAUACCAGACCUCUUGUUCCAGAACGGGCGGCCGGUGCUUCACGCGCGGCGAGCACCAGUCAACACCAUGACUGCCAUGUCUGCGGGGAUGGACUGGAUA